AUGAAGAUAAGUUUUUUAUUUAAGUUAGUUUGUAUAUAUAUUGUAAUAAUAUUUUUAUUUCAAGAUGUAAGAUGUAUAAAAACAAAAAAGAUAGUAAGAUGCUUUAACCCAUUUGUUCGUACAAAAACAAUAAAAAAGAAAGUACAGCCAAAUUUUUUAAAAAGAGUUGCAUUGAAUUUAAAGAUUCCACAAACAAUUAAUUUGAUAAGAGGGAAAUAUAAUUUAUUACAUGAGAUAUAUGUAAAUAAGAAGAAACAUAUUUUUAAUGUAAUUUAUAAAGAUAUCAUAACUAAUAAUAAGAAACGUUUUUUGAAUAUGUUAAAAAACAUAGUAAAAAAGCAGCGUAGUAUUAAUAUUCCAUUAUUUUUUAAUAAAACAAUGCAUUCAUUUCAUUCCAAUUUUAUAUAUUAUUAUACGUACUUUUAUAUAUUAAGAACAGAUUUAUAUUUAAGGACACUCAAACAAUUUCAUAACGUUUUAAUAGGUAAGUUUAAAAUUAAUAUAUUAAGUAAAGUUAUAAAUAGUUUGUCUGCUUUUGAUAAAAUGUUUUUAUGGAACGAUGGAAGAAUUUCAAAAAUAUUGAAUAAAUAUAUUUUAAAAUGUGAAAGAAAAUUAAAUCGUGUUGCAGAUGAAUGCUUUUUAAAUACCCCAUUAUGUAAUAAUAAUAAUACAUCGUCAGUAAAAAGAAAAAAAAGAACAUGGUUUUGUAGUAAUGAUAAUUUUAUUACAUAUAAUGAUUUUAAUGAUCAAGUUGAAACAAAAAAAGAAAAGUUUUAUAUUUCAGCUUUUAAAGUAUUACCAUUAUUUUUUUAUAAUGUUUUUAAUAUAAAUUUUUAUUUAAAAACUAUUAAAAAAAUUAGAAAUUCAAUUAAUACAAAUAUUAGAUUAUAUCUUCUAAAAGAUUAUAUUAAUGAUCAAGAUUCAAUAAAAGCAAUUUUCUAUACAUAUAAAACAUUUUUUCAGUUGUCAUUAGAAAAAAAUAUUGUUUCUCUUUUUAGAGUAUUUCAAGAUAAAAUGAGCAUUGAACAAAAAUUUGAAACAACAUUAAUUAAUAAGAUGGAAAAGCAACUCAAAAUCAAAUUACCAAAUAUAGGUUUAACCAAUAUAACAAAUCUUUCUGUUAUUCUUUUUAAACUUUUUGCAAAUAAAAUUACUCAAGUUGUCUUUUAUCUUAUUCUAGUAUAUAUAAAACAAUUCUUGUAUGCUAGAAGAAAAUUCUUAAAAGAUAUUUAUUCUUUCCCUUUUUAUUAA
Molecule: messenger RNA, 1251 nt
Organism: Plasmodium reichenowi
Lineage: Eukaryota; Apicomplexa; Aconoidasida; Haemosporida; Plasmodiidae
Exons: 1
Coding region: 1-1251 (416 amino acids)
Source: RefSeq, a predicted model, not a curated record